AUGGAUUUUUUAGCGAAUCAAUUGGAAUCAAAUUCGUCAAGAAAUACACUCUUAUGUCUUUCUCAAUAUUCAGUUUGUCUCUCAGCUGGCUGCUUAUCGGAACAGAAUAAAUGGCGUGAAAAUCUUCUUAAUUUGUAUGCUCGUAUUAGUUUAUGUCGUACAAUCAAUCGAUCUUUAGACUAUUUUGCUUGUCUUUCAAGAGUUCGUAAAUAUGGUCUCGGAAAAAAUGAUUUAUUAUUAUCUACUUUUCCUCAUCUUUUAACAUUAGCUGGUAAUCUAUGUGAUCUUAUCUACUAUCCUGCUGAGUGUAUAGCAUGGUUAUGUGAAGGAAAUGUAUUUGGAGCAAAUCGAUCAUCGAGAUCAUUUCGACUUGUUUCAUUAGGUUGUUGGCUAUCGAAUAUUAUCAUUUCUAUUAUCAAAAAUUCACUUCAAUUAAUUCAAUAUAAACGAUUACUGAGAGCAAAACGAAAUAAAGAUGGCAAUAGUAAGGAAAUAAGAAGUCCCAUGGUACCUCUAUCCGAGAUGUACAAAUGUAUGUUGACAUUAUUGAAUAACUUUUGUUUUCUUCUCAAUUGUGUUCAUUGGCUUGGAAUACCAGGACUUUUAUGGUCCGGUAAAUUACCCGUGUUUGCCGUUGGGUUGAGUGGAACUAUAGCUACGAUAUGUAAUAUCGUUAAAAUGGCUUUAUAA
Rotaria socialis is the source of this 690-nucleotide messenger RNA. Lineage: Eukaryota; Metazoa; Rotifera; Eurotatoria; Philodinida; Philodinidae. The record is from the annotation of a GenBank genome assembly.